AUGACUUCUGUACAUUCGCCGGGUCCAUCAAUGCAAGUGUACAGCACCGAAGUCACCUCUUUUUCCCUUCCCUACGCUUUUUUGUUCAUUUUCGGAACGGCUGGCAACGUCGCUGUGCUCACUUAUGUUUUCUUUGUGACAAGAUCCUUACGAUCCUCAGUGACUGCUUUGGGAAACACAUUCGUCUACAUGGUCGUUUUGUCGGGAGUCGAUCUUUUGGUCACGAUGUCAAUUCCAUUUCAUUUAUCAGAAAAGAAACCAAAAGCUGAGACGAUCACCUAUCCAAUCGUGAAACAAAUGUGCGUUGACGGGUUGAGUAUCACGAUGAAAUUCUGGUUUCUAUGCGCCAUGGUUGUCGUUGCAUUUCUGCUCCCAUGCACUUUACUCACAUAUUUCUACGUGAGAAUCAUUUUGAGGUUGAGGCGACAGAUACGCACAAUGUUGCAAUCAAGAAUCCCCAUUAAACGGAUCACGAUUUACACACUGGUUGUCACAUUGUUCUACUUGGCAUGCCAGAUUCCCUACUGGUUACCGCAAAUCUAUUUGAUCUUCGCGAAAAUCUUUCGUCUUUCUCUCAGUCGUGACUUCAUCAAGAUCACCUAUGUGGCCCAUAUGCUUCCCUUCUUGGCAGCGGCGUUCAAUUGGAUUUUCUAUGCCCAACUGAAUAGUCAAUUCAAAAAGGGACUCAUUUUGGUCACCGAGCGAAUGCACAGGAAAAUGACAAGAACGGGUACAAAGCGAGUAGCUGACACGAUGGACGAGUUGUGUAUCGAGAUGAUGUCGAGGAGUGAGGAGGCGCCGAAUUGCGUUUGCCCAAACUGUGAGCACCCGCUGUCGAUCAAGGUUCAAAAGAUCAGCACCUCGGUGAACGGGAAUAACGCAAGUCACGUG
Molecule: messenger RNA, 891 nt
Organism: Mesorhabditis belari
Lineage: Eukaryota; Metazoa; Nematoda; Chromadorea; Rhabditida; Rhabditidae
Source: the annotation of a GenBank genome assembly